AUGUGUUUCGGAAUUUAUUUUCUAUUUAGAGCAAGAAUUAGGACAAUAAUGGUUACUGGUGAUAACGUUCUAACAGCAAUGAGUGUUGCUCGUGAAUGUGGAAUAAUACAGCCAAGAAAGCGAACAUUUUUGGUUGAAUUAUUGCAUGAUGGAGCGGGUGAUGGGUCCAAAAAAUUGGUUUUAAAACCGUCAGUAUCAUCUUCGGAAAGUGUUGUGGACGAUAAUUUAUCGUACGAUGACUUAGAGCUUGGCUACUUGGUCAGUUCCAGUUAUCAGUUAGCAGUAACAGGUUUCAUUGAACCUGAAAUUAUUUUAGGUCCAGUUUUCUCGCUGAUUUGUCAUGAAUAUCCGGAAUAUGUCGAUAAGCUAGUAGCCGUCUGCGAUGUUUUUGCGCGUAUGUCUCCAGAUCAGAAACAAUUAUUAGUGAAUAGAUUGCAGGAAAUCGAUCUAACAGUUGCCAUGUGCGGUGAUGGUGCAAAUGAUUGCUCUGCACUUAAGGCAGCCCAUGCUGGUAUUUCGCUUUCUGAGGCUGAAGCAUCGAUAGCUGCUCCUUUCACUUCAUCAGUUCCGGACAUACGAUGUGUGCCUAUGAUAAUUCGAGAAGGUCGCGCAGCUUUGGUGACUUCAUUCGGGGUCUUUAAAUAUAUGGCGGGUUAUUCUUUAACGCAGUUUAUUACAAUUAUCCAUCUUUACUGGAUUAGUACGAAUUUAACUGAUUUUCAGUUCUUAUAUAUUGACUUAUUUCUGGUCACAUUGAUUGCUCUUUUCUUUGGUAAUACGCCUGCUUGCGAAAAGUUGCAUAUAAACCCGCCUCCAACGAAAUUGUUGUCCUUAGGCUCUGUAUUAUCCAUUAUCGGCCAAUUGUUGAUUGUUUUUUUCUUCCAAAGUUUUGUAUUUGUUUUUACUGCUUUGCAACCAUGGUUUAAUGUUUACAUCUCAAAAUUUGAUGAUACUCCUGAGGAUAAACGUAGCAUGCAGGGAACGGCUGUUUUUUGCGUGUCCAUGUUUCAAUAUAUUACUUUGGCCGUUGUUUAUAGCAAGGGUUUGCCUUAUCGGAAAACGAUUUUUAGUAAUUGGCCAUUGCUGACGAGUUUAGGUAAAUUUUUCUUUUUCUUGUGA
Dracunculus medinensis (Guinea worm) is the source of this 1119-nucleotide messenger RNA. NCBI's taxonomy places the organism in Eukaryota, Metazoa, Nematoda, Chromadorea, Rhabditida, Dracunculidae. The record is from the annotation of a GenBank genome assembly.